Ziziphus jujuba (common jujube) is the source of this 1449-nucleotide messenger RNA. RefSeq names its product protein trichome birefringence-like 19. Gene Ontology annotation, cellular component: Golgi apparatus. Bases 54 to 1295 code for a protein of 413 amino acids. The transcript is spliced from 2 exons. Lineage: Eukaryota; Viridiplantae; Streptophyta; Magnoliopsida; Rosales; Rhamnaceae. Gene Ontology annotation, molecular function: O-acetyltransferase activity. The record is from RefSeq and is a predicted model, not a curated record.
ACACAUAUUUUGAUAGUUUGUUUUCUUGUAGAAUAGUAUCUUCUUCUCCCAUUAUGGUUCUUGUCAUUGAUUUUACCCCUCCAAAGAAUCCGACACAAAAGUACACCACAAUCCAACUUGUCCUACUUGCAUUUGCAGUAAUACUGUUCUCUUCAGUCCCCCUCUACUUCUUUACCAAUACUUCAUCUUCACCACCAUGGCUGUCUUUCACAAGCAAUUUGAUUGGCACCAUAAAUUUUGGAAACAACUGCAACAUGUUUCGCGGUAAAUGGGUUUACUACCCCAAUGGAGCUUCUUAUACUAAUGUCACUUGCUCUGAGAUUUUUGACCAUCAAAAUUGUAUGAAGUUUGGAAGACCAGAUUCUGAGUUCUUAAAAUGGAGGUGGAAACCCAAACAAUGUGAGCUGCCUCUUUUCGAUGCAGUACAGUUCUUGGAGCUUGUCAGAGGCAAGUCAAUGGCUUUUGUUGGAGAUUCUUUGGGAAGAAACCAUAUGGAAUCAUUGUUGUGCCUGUUAGCCAGUGCGGUUUACCCUGAAGAUAUUGUUUCCAACAAAACUGAUUCAAGGUUCAAAAUCUGGAUCUACCUUAACUACAACUUCACAUUGGCAUCCUUUUGGUCACCUUAUUUGGUUAAGGCUACAGAAACAGAACCAAAUGGGCCAACUUACAACAGACUCAUAAACCUUUAUUUAGAUGAGACUAACAGUGACUGGGCAGCGGAAAUUCAACGAUUUGAUUACGUGAUAAUCUCAGCAGGAAGAUGGUUCUUUGGUCCCCAAAUAUUCUAUGAAAAUGGUCAAAUUGUUGGUUGCCAUUUAUGCCAAAGAAAUGGCAUUAAAAACUUUACCAUGUUUUAUGGAUACAGGAAGGCUUUCGGGACUGCUUUUAGAACACUUUUAAACCUUAAAAACUACAGGGGAAUCACCUUUCUGAGGACAUUGUCACCGGCUCAUUUCGAGAAUGGAGAGUGGAAUAAAGGAGGGGAAUGCAAAAGAACAGGACCAGUCUCCAAACUGGAAAUGAAAUUAGACGGGGCCGAUUUGGAGUUGUAUGAAACUCAAGUGGAGGAGCUUAAAGCAGCAGAAAGAGAAGGGAAAGUAAAGGGUUUGAAGUUCAGGUUGCUAGAUAUUACCGAAGCAAUGGUGGUUAGGCCAGAUGGGCAUCCAAACCAUUAUGGUCACAGGGCAGAUGAGAAUGGGACCAUUGCUGACUGUGUUCAUUGGUGCUUACCAGGCCCCAUUGAUACUUGGAAUGCUUUUUUGCUUCACAUGUUGAAAAAGAUUCAUGGAAAAUGAGAAAGAUUAGAUUUUGAUUGGCUGCUGAAUAAAAAUGAAAAACAAGUUGCACAAAAUGAUAGACAUAUGAGCAUGUUGAACUUUUUCUUUUUUACUUUAGAUUUUCCAAAAGUGAAAAAGAUGCCAGUCAUAAAGUUGGCGAUAUGUCUAAAUC